Messenger RNA from Schizosaccharomyces octosporus yFS286, 564 nucleotides. RefSeq lists its product as uncharacterized. Lineage: Eukaryota; Fungi; Ascomycota; Schizosaccharomycetes; Schizosaccharomycetales; Schizosaccharomycetaceae. The record is from RefSeq and is a predicted model, not a curated record. Bases 77 to 367 code for a protein of 96 amino acids. The transcript has a single exon.
CUCUGUGGUAUAAAUACCAGAUGGCUCUACAUUCUCAACAUCUAAAUACUUUUAUUGAAAUCUUUUGGUACUCAACAUGCAAAAUCUAUUGAACCUUAGAGGAUCUAAAGGCAGCUCUGGCGGCGGUGGAAUUGCUGACGAUCCUAUGGGAUUCGCAUCUCAUGCCAGUUCAGAUGUUAAGCAAGCACAAACUAUGAAGAAAAUCAACGAUGUGAUUCCCGGAGAUACCAAACAAAAGAUGGCUAUCAUGAACAGAAUUAACGAUGCUACCGGUGGUAAUGCCAUGAAGGCAGUUAUGGAAAUCAAAGACAGCUCCUCCUCUCCUGAAGAAGCUUUCAGCAAAAUUCAAAGCCGAUUCAAAAUAUAAACAUGACUCCAGAACAACCGUCGCAUCAUUGUUGGCCAAUUUAUAAAAAAUAUCCGACUGACUUCACGAUUCGUUUAAGAAACGCAGCCUUCAUUAAUUAAUGACACUUGUUAUGAUAGGUAAAGCCAAAUGAUAUUGAAACCAACUUUCGUUUGUGCUUAAGAAAAAGAGCAACUUUAUAAAUAAAGAAGUAGUGU